UUUGAUUUAUUGCUUUGCUCAUAGGGGUGUAAGAAACAAUAAUUUAAAAUUUAAGAUGAACGUUCCUUGAGCAAUUAUACUGCCUACUUCGUGAUGCCUAAGUUUUGAAAAUAUAUUGCCCAUAACGCUCAAUGCUGAAAUGAAGCAUGAAUAAAGAAUAUAAAUGUCAAUUUUGGUGUCCUGAAUAGAGUUCGUUUCUUUCAAUAAACGAAAAUGCAUUACCUUUUCACAGUUUAAGCAAAAGAAAAAUAUCGCUUUCUAAUUUUAUUUCUCUUGUUGGGUAUUCUUCUUGUCUUACUUGCAAUAAUAAUAAUAAAUAUAUGCUUUAUCUUAUGAGAACUUCUAUCCGUUGAAUCUGUUAGGCUCACCCAAAAGCAAAGUUUUUUAAGAAAUUUUAGACAAUAUAAUGCAUGAUCAGCCCAGAAUAAAGCAAAAGGAAUCCGAUGAAGCUAGGAAAGCUCGUGAGGAUGACGAACGAAAAAAGGGGGAACUUUACCAGGCGCUCAUGGUAGAUUACCACGCGAAAAAAUACACUGUCGACGCGCUCCAGAAGAAUAGAAAACUUCUUUUGGAGAUUCCUGAAGCCUAUACCUUUUACAAUUACGAAAGGGAAAUACUUGAACAUUUAUUCAAAAAUGCCUCUGAAGAAAAGGGAGAAAAUGUAAGCGGGGUUGGAGAGAAUAAAGGACCUCUUGAGUGGCUCCGCGAGGAUUUCAAGCUUAAUAGCGCAAUUUUACAGAAAGAUUAUAAAAUUUACGCGGCUUUUGUGCACCGGCAUUGGAUUUUUGAUUGUUUAGCAUCUUUUGCCGCUAAGGAGGAAGCUCCCACCUCGAAUAAGGAGAAUGCAUCGUCUACGCGUGCUGAGGAUAAGGGAGGGCUGCCGUAUUUAACCUUUACCGUUAAGGCGAUCGAAAAGGAAAUGGAGGAGUGUGAAAAGCUGCUGUUGUUGGAUGAGCGUAAUUUCCACGCGUGGAAUCAUCGCCGGUGGGUUUUUUCGAUUCGUCAAAGACCCCAUCGCAUCCUCUUCUCGCCUCUGAAGGUGGACUCCUCUUCGGAUGGGGAGGAAAGCAGCCUCGAGCUUUUUUCCUCGUCCGAGGCGGCCGAGAUCGAUUACACAAAGGCCAUGAUUUGUCGAAAUUUUUCCAAUUAUAGCGCCUGGCAUGAGCGCGCGGUUACGCUGCAAGUUGCGCUUUGCCGGCAUGAUCGUAGCGGCCUGCUUUCCCCCCCGAUCUUCAGUAGUGCGAUGGCCAACAAUGGUGAUAGAAAUGGGAGUAGCGCUUUGCCAAGGCGUCCGUCGUGGCUUCCCUUGUCAACCCCUUCCGGCGAUCAGGCAAAGCCCGCAAGUUCGGCCUCUUCGCGGGGGUUAUCGCGGCAUUUGCUGGUUCACCUCGUGCAGGAAUUGGAUUUGCUCCUGCAGGCGAUUUACUGCGAUCCAAACGAUCAGGCGGUGUGGUUUUACACGCCUUUUGUUCGGGAAGUUUUUGAGCUUUACGAGCCCUUCCUACAUGACGCUUUUUUGGAAGUUCAUGCAGAAUUAGUAAAUUAUCCAAACUUAAAUUCGAGCGCGGCGUGGGGGUUGCUACGAACUUGUCGUGGGGAUUUCCUCGAUGUCCUCGUGCGCGUGGCAAUUGAUAUUCUUAUCGAGGAAAAAAGUCUCGGUGAAGAUACCUGCUUCCUACCCUAUCACUUUUUACUUUCUAAUUUUGCUCGACUUUUAAAAAAAGCGCAGAGCGAAAAGAAGGAACUACCCAUAGCGGCAAGAGCGAGUUCUCUUAAACUGAGGUCCUACAUCACACAAACCUUGAAAAGAAUUUUUAACAAUAACGAUGAGGUUGAUGAUGGAAAAAAUGAUUCGAAUAAUGACUAUUAUUUCACUCAAAACAAUGAGAAAGAUGGAGAGGAACUUGAUAUUGAGGUAUCGUGGUGCUUUGAGCGGCUGCACGAGCUGCUUGUGCGUGUAGAUCCUCUGAGAAAAGGAAUGUACGAUGAUCUGCUUUCGGUAGCCUCGAUCUGGAAAACUAAUACUGAAUGA
This is a messenger RNA of Phytomonas sp. Hart1, 2032 nucleotides long. NCBI's taxonomy places the organism in Eukaryota, Euglenozoa, Kinetoplastea, Trypanosomatida, Trypanosomatidae. The record is from the annotation of a GenBank genome assembly.